Malaya genurostris is the source of this 1836-nucleotide messenger RNA. RefSeq names its product protein peste-like. The coding region runs from base 287 to 1822 and encodes 511 amino acids. Gene Ontology annotation, molecular function: scavenger receptor activity. The record is from RefSeq and is a predicted model, not a curated record. The transcript has 4 exons. Lineage: Eukaryota; Metazoa; Arthropoda; Insecta; Diptera; Culicidae. Gene Ontology annotation, cellular component: cytoplasm; membrane.
UCGACCCCGUUCGGACGCAUUUGUGAAUUGUGCUGCCCCAAAACCAAGUGAAAAAAGAAAACCUAGUUCUCCAACACCGCGAAAAAAAAACGGCGGGGAAAGUGCGUUUGCGCGCGUUCGGGGUUACGAGAACUGCCAGCGACAUUCGCGCGUGUGCGCGGUGGAUACGCGUGUGUCCGUCCGCGUGGCCAGUGAAGAAAAUUCGCCGCCCUUGCCACGCCUCCACCGUCGGAGGUCGUCCGUAGUGUUGAACGUUGAUUCCGGUUUAUUUUUGGCACAUCUGGAGAUGCGGUUCAAUCGAUUCUACUGCGUCGCCGCGAUAGGUGCCAGCCUGGCUCUGAUUGGCGCUAUUUUUGCGCUCUUCUGGGGUGACAUCUUGGAUGCCAUUAUCAUAAAGGAAAAACAACUCAAUCCUACAUCGAAAGCCUACAAGCUCUGGAAGCGUCCACCAUUUCAGUUGACAUGGGAAAUUACCUUUUUCAACUGGACCAAUGCGGAUGCUUUCCUGGAGAACAAAGCCAUCAAACCCGUCUUCGCGGAGGUGGGACCAUAUGUUUUCUCAGAAUCCUCCGAAAAGGUGGACGUUCGGUUCAACACGAAAAACUCCACCAUCAGCUUCCGGAGGCGAAGCUACUUCACGCCGGUAAAUGACCGAAGCAGCACCGCCCGGCCAGAUGACGAAAUCACCAGUAUCAACAUGGUUGCCCUGUCGGCCGCUAAUCGGGCUCGGUUCUGGGGCUACGCAGCCCAACGGGCAAUUUCGUUUGCUCUGUUCAGCUACCGGCAAGAUAUAUUCGUAACCCGGACGGCCCGUGAGCUUCUGUUCGAGGGCUACCCGGAACCGAUGAUUGACCGGGCGCAGGAGAUCCUGAGCUUCAUCGGAGAGGAUAUUCCGUUCGAAGGGCGGUUCAGCUGGUUCCAUACCAUCAACGCGUCUAAAAAUGCAUACGGACACUUCAAUAUGGACUCGGGAAAGGACGAUAGCAGUCAGUAUGGACUAAUACGGGUGUGGAAUUACAGAACCAAAGCGGAUUUCGCCGACGGAGACUGUGGGAAGUUUCGAGGCUUCACGGGAGACAUUUUUCCCACGAAGAUUCGCAAAGAUCGGCCGUUGGGAAUAUUUACGCCAGAAAUGUGUCGAAUGGUUUCCUUCGAGUUUGAACGCGAGGAGGACGUCUACGGUGUUACGGGUUACAGAUUUGUGGGAAGUGAACGAACCGUGGAUAAUGGGUCCCUAUAUUCCGAGAACCAAUGUAAUUUUGGAGGCGAAUUUAUGCCUUCCGGUAUGAUCAAUAUUACGGAGUGUCGGCUGGGGGCUCCCUUUUACAUGUCGUUCCCGCACUUCUAUCUAGCGGAUCCUUUCUAUCGGGAGCAGAUGGAAGGUCUCAGUCCGAACCGAGAUAAACAUCAGUUUUUCUUUACUAUUGAGCCCACUACCGGUGUGGUUCUGAAUGCGUCGAUUCGAUUCCAGGUUAAUGUUUUGUUACAGAAAUACUCGGAUAUUGCAUUGUAUCAGGAUGCUCCACGAUCAUACAUACCCGUAUUUUGGUUUACCCGUAGCUUCCAUAUGCCUAAAGAUGAAGUUCACAAACUGAAAGGAUUGCUGAAUGCUUCCCAUCUGGGAUACAGCGGAAGCUUUGCCGUAGUAUGUUUUGGACUGUUAACUGGUUUGCUGUCGUUGAUAUUGAACUGUAUCAUCAAGAGUCCACCGGACGCACGUGACAUGGAUGAACGGACGGCAAAGGCACAGAACGGUGACGCCCGAGGUGAUUAUCACGUGGUCAACAGUGAACAUCAAGAUAAAGAUCGAAUAAAGCUUUGAUGGUUCCGUGUUUA